GGGUGUCGGCAACAGCUGCAGCGGCCCGCGCCGCCCCCUCGGCCGCGGCUCCCGGGGUGAGCCCGAGCUCGGCGGGCAGCUCCAGGCGCGGCGGCCCCGGAAGACGGGAAAGUUCCCAGCCGGAGCGCCAAGAUGCCGGGCAGCGACACGGCGCUCACCGUGGACCGGACCUACUCGGACCCCGGCCGGCACCACCGCUGCAAGAGCCGGGUAGAACGUCAUGACAUGAAUACCUUAAGCCUGCCCCUGAACAUACGCCGCGGGGGGUCAGACACCAACCUCAACUUCGAUGUCCCAGAUGGCAUUUUGGACUUCCACAAGGUCAAACUCACCGCAGACAGCCUGAAACAAAAGAUUCUAAAGGUAACAGAGCAGAUAAAAAUUGAGCAAACGUCCCGCGAUGGGAAUGUUGCAGAAUAUCUGAAACUAGUUAACAGCGCAGACAAGCAGCAGGCUGGACGUAUCAAGCAAGUCUUUGAGAAGAAGAAUCAGAAGUCGGCUCACUCCAUUGCCCAGCUGCAGAAGAAGUUAGAGCAGUAUCAUAGAAAGCUCAGAGAGCUCGAACAGAAUGGAGCCCCCCGAAGCUCAAAGGACAUUUCCAAAGACCAGCUGAAGGACAUCCAGCACUCUCUGAAAGAUGCCCACGUGAAGUCUCGAACUGCUCCCCACAGCAUGGAGAGCGGUAAAUCGGGCAUGCCGGGGGUCUCCCUCACUCCCCCCGUGUUUGUGUUCAGUAAGUCCAGGGAGUUCGCCAACUUGAUCCGGAAUAAGUUUGGCAGUGCCGACAACAUAGCUCACUUGAAAAAUUCCUUAGAGGAGUUCAGGCCUGAGGCGAGCGCCAGGGCGUACGGGGGCAGCGCCACCAUCGUGAACAAACCCAAGUACGGCAGCGAUGACGAGUGUUCCAGUGGCACGUCAGGCUCGGCCGACAGCAAUGGGAACCAGUCCUUCGGGGCCGGGGGGGCCGGCGCGCUGGACAGCCAGGGGAAGCUUGCCAUGAUCCUGGAGGAACUGAGGGAGAUCAAAGACACCCAGGCACAGCUGGCCGAGGACAUCGAGGCGCUGAAGGUGCAGUUUAAGAGAGAGUACGGUUUUAUUUCUCAGACCCUGCAGGAGGAGAGAUACAGGUAUGAGCGACUGGAAGACCAGCUGCACGACCUGACAGACCUGCACCAGCACGAGACGGCCAACCUGAAGCAGGAGCUGGCCAGCAUCGAGGAGAAGGUGGCCUACCAGGCCCACGAGCGGGCGCGGGACAUCCAGGAAGCCUUGGAGUCGUGCCAGACCCGCAUCUCCAAGCUGGAGCUCCACCAGCAGGAGCAGCAAGCCCUGCAGACAGACACCGUGAAUGCCAAAGUGCUCCUGGGCAAGUGCAUAAACGUGAUCCUGGCCUUCAUGACCGUCAUCCUGGUGUGCGUGUCCACCAUCGCCAAGUUCGUCUCGCCCAUGAUGAAGAGCCGCUUCCACAUUCUCGGCACCUUCUUUGCCGUGACUCUGCUCGCGAUAUUUUGUAAAAACUGGGACCAUAUCCUGUGUGCCAUAGAAAGGAUAAUAAUACCGAGAUGAAGCCACUGGUUCCUGCCUUCAAGUUCUUUCAAGUUUUUAUUUUAAAGGAAACUCUGUGCAUACUACCAAAUUUUAAAACGAACGAUUGUGCCGCCUGACGUGUGCAAGAAUAACUGGGGCUGUGUGGUGUAAAUAAUGACAGUUCUCUUAACUCGGUAGCAGUCGCCAGCGCAGUCCCUGUACUCGGUUAAUGUGAAUCUGUUUCAGAGCUCUCCCGCCUUGCUCACUGCCUUAAUCAGACUAGAUUUCCUGCCCACCUGGUUAGCCCAGCAUGGGGAACCCGUGUUUAUUGAGCCCUUGGCUUAAUUGGUGGCCCAGAAGAAAAGAGCUCUCCCUCUCUCAAGUCACUGUCAGAACUGAGCAUCACUGUUGCUAGCGGUUGUGUUUUCCCUGAGUCCUGUGAACAGCAUAUGUGAUUUCGGGAAGUGAAGAACCACAGGCAUUGGCCAUGUUGAACACUAGUGGCCUCCUGAAGUGCAAUAAAUCCCUGUGUAAUCCACCCUGCUUGUCCACAGAUGACCAUAGGACCCAUUAUGUACCCAGUGUCCACAGUGGUCAAUUGUGUGUGACCCUGUAGCAUGGACAUCUUUUUAAUUUCUUUUUGUAGAGAUGGGGUCUCGCUAUGUUGCCCAGGCUGGUCUCGAACUCCUGGGCUCAAGCGAUCCUCCCACCUCAGCCUCCAGAGUAGCUGGGACUACAAGCGUGCACCACCAUAGCCAGCUGUUGUGGACAUCUUGUAACACACCUGUUUAUCCAACAAAAAUCUGCAUUUGGGGUUUUGUUGCACUUUAAAUGAUAAGAUGCAAGAAUUUAUGAAUGGGGCCUUCCCCUUGUCAUCCCCGGGGAACCACACACUGAUUUCAUCUUAACCGGCUAGCAAAUGCCCGGCCUUCAAAGCGUGCAGGAAUGUUUCCAAAUCCCUCACAAAGUGUGGCUUUCUCAUUAAUUUGAGUCCUGUGAGCACUACGGAGGUUUGUGUUUUGGCAAAUCUUAAUUGUGAUAAACCCCCUUUGAGGGUAUGAUUCACUUUUUGUGAUUCAUUUUAGUCACAGAUUUGUGAGGGCUUGCAAAGCUUACUCAGGAAAUGAAAACAAAUGCUCAUGCUGCAGGGCUUUUUUUUUCCCUUGAAGGACACAGCAUCUUAGUUUAUAAAGCUGAAGUGCACUGAGGUGUAGGAACACUGGAAGCAUGAGGAAAAUAUAACGUUUGGUCUAAUUGGAUGGUCGCUAGAUUAGUGGGGGCAGUUCACCUAGAUGAAGAUGGAGAGGGUCUUCUUAUAGCUGUGAAAGGCCAGCAAGAGUAAAAUAAAUUAAAUGCAGUGUUUGAGCCAAGGUUGCCAUCUCUCUCUCAGGAUGUUGCUGAAAUAAGUUCCGAGGUCAUGAACUGGCCACAUUGCUUCUGAGCUGAAAGCAUGAGACGUUAACACGCCUGUUCGGGGGACACUGUUCUCUGUCUGCAGCCCAGCCCAGUUUCCUUUACCUCUGUUUUUCCGUGUACAUGACAAAAAGGAAGACAUAGAUGAUUCUAGUGGAAACUGUCGGUGAGGCCCUCCUCCCACCACCUCUGCCAUUCACCGAAGGCGCGAACAGGCCAGUCAGUGUACGUUUCCUUCCAGAAGACAUCCAAUAUCCUGGAUUUAAAUUAAGUGCAAUAUUUUGCAAACAGCUCUUCUUAGGGAAAUCUCCUGAAAAUACAUGUGACAGAAUGUGCCAUGGUUUGAGAGAGUGGAAUAGUUGAGCAUUUAGGCCCCGUCCAACGGGAGGGAGACUCGUGCAGCUCCAGCUUUCUAAGCGUACGAUUCAGUGGAUUUAGUACAUUCACAAACUUCUUCAGCUGUCAUCGCUAUUUCCAGACCCAAGCUUCUCAAAACAAUAAAUGUCAUUUCAGGAAGUCUUUGGUUAUAUAACUAGAAUAUUUUGGAUUGAGGAAGGGGGAGUUACGCGUCCCACCCCGUCUCAUGGCUGUGUCCCCUUUCCAUUGUCGGGCUUUUCUAGGGUCUCCCGAGUCUGUGCACACGCUGGUCCGUCAAGUCCAGGGCGGGGAGGGAGAGAGAAUGGUGCGCUUCCCUUGGCUUUUGUAUCUCCGCACGUCCCGGGGUUGGGGUGGGUGUAGACGCUGCUGUCGGUUUAGAGAAUGAGCGGGAUUGCUGGCCUGUGAGGUGAGGGGCUCUGGGAAAAUCCAGGAAGACCCGGGCCCCAUUCUCCUGCCACCGCACCCUGCUCCCACACUCAGCCCAGCCGGUUUGCUCCGAUUGGCGCCUCUCAGACCUGUCAUCGCCGUGUCUUCUCCCCAGGGAGAGCGGCACGUUCCACCCCCUCCAGUCUGGAGCUAUUAACAGAAACUCCUAGAAACUGGCUCUAUUCUGAAAUUUUGUAGGGUCUAAAAUCAUCCUAUCUGAUUAUGAAUUCCUUUUAAAGAAUUCAUAUUCUCAUUGCCUCUCAAUAAAUGUCAGAUAACCUUGUGUUUAUUGGAAUAUGCUCAACCUACCUGGCAUAUUUAUUUUAAAGUGUUACUGAAAGUUCAUGAAGCUUUUUACUUUUUAACAAGACGAUACACUCCAAGGAGACUUCUAUUCUCUUAAGGAAUAAACCCUCCCACUGCUUGUGUUCUUCAGUGUGUAAGGAGAUUAAAUGAACUUUUAUAAAUAUUACAAUGAAAAAUAGUGACAUAGCUAUGACAUAUCCUGAAAUUGGACAUUUAAUUUACAUUUACAUUAAUCUCUUUUCUGCACCUUUCGUUCGUAGUAAACAUCUUGUGCAUACCUAACAGUGAUAACUAGUAGUUAGAUGGUUAAACAUACCUGGUUACUCAGUGAACACUAUUGAGUGAUUUAAGAUGCUGGACAUUGGAUUCUAGCACUGUAUUUUUUUGUGUGACAUAUUUUCAUGAUGAGCAGGAUAGCGCUAGUUUGUUGAGGAAACACAAAACCGUUAAAUGUUCUCCAGUGGGUUUUGAAUUGGUUAUUUCAGCUCAUAUUUGAGUAUGGUUAAGCCAGAACAACACCUUGACGCCCCCAAAAUUACAAACCCAUAAUGAAGCAACAACCAAAAGCGCUCGCUCACUGGCUUUGGACAGUGAAAGUAGGAGUAGUGCCAAGUCUCUAGGUUGUAACAUUAGUGGUUUUGCCUGUGCGAUCCCUGUGACCUCUUGAUGGACAGAAAUCUUCUGAAACUGCUUUUCGUUUCAGCCGGUGAGGCUGCUACUCUGUCAGCUGGCAUUCAUGUGGUUUUAGCCCUUCUCUGCCUUGUCACUCUUGUUUUCAUUUAAAUAUCGCCCCACUGUGUAGGUUUAUUGCCUUGCCAUUUCUCUGGCAUAUCAGGUUUAAUUAUGUGCUCAAUAAUAAUGAGGGAACUAGCUUCCCCCUGGGCAACUAAUUACUUUUGUUCUUUUUGGUUGGAUUGUACCAAAUUAUUUUGCAUUGACUGAGAACAUUUUUGUAGGGAAUCCAGAUAUAGUUGUAUUGGUUUGGAAAAACAUUUAAAUACCCUUAUUAAUGUGAACGUGUGUGAUUAAACAAGCUACUUUGCAUGUUUCUAUAAUUUUGAGGAGUGGGCUGGGGGUAGGGAGAAAUAGCAUCACUUAAAACUCAGGGCUCAUCCGGCGUUGUGUUUCACGGUUAGCACAUGCACCAAGGAAGAGUUGAUUUAAAAAGAUAAACCACUGAAAAGAAUUGAAAUUGGCCUGUUCACAUCAAAAGCAGAUAAGUGAUAUAAAAAAAAAGGAUACAAAGCAGAACCAACCUAUCAUUUUCUGAAGUCAAUCCUCUGUUUAUAAGAAGCUGGAAAGGAAUGUUCCUUGAUUGUUUUAGAAGUGAUUUAUGUGUUGCAAUUUUAAUUUAUUUAAAGCAUGUCUGCUGUGUUUGGCCUAAGAGAAUGUUUCAACAAAACGUGCUCUGUGUCUAAGAUAUGUUUAGGUAGUAGUUAGCGGCUCUGAAAGUAGCAACUGGAAAUGUUUAUUGUGAGGUCUGUUUCAAAAUUUCCAUUUUGUGAGAUACUCCAUAGUUUCAUGUCAGCCUAAAAUUGUAAAUUCUCUGUAGAUCUUCACCCCAUGGUGAUGUCAUCAAUGAACUCAAAGCGGGUGCCAUUAUUUUUCUAAAUAAACACUUGAUGUUUGCUUUGGUGUUAAAUAAAGAGUUAGAUUUCUUAAAUUUU
Messenger RNA from Lemur catta (Ring-tailed lemur), 5717 nucleotides. RefSeq names its product transmembrane and coiled-coil domain family 3 (gene TMCC3). Gene Ontology annotation, cellular component: endomembrane system. The coding region runs from base 133 to 1566 and encodes 477 amino acids. The transcript has 4 exons. NCBI's taxonomy places the organism in Eukaryota, Metazoa, Chordata, Mammalia, Primates, Lemuridae. The record is from RefSeq and is a predicted model, not a curated record.